Gordionus sp. m RMFG-2023 is the source of this 2742-nucleotide messenger RNA. RefSeq lists its product as uncharacterized. The record is from RefSeq and is a predicted model, not a curated record. The coding region runs from base 46 to 2721 and encodes 891 amino acids. The transcript is spliced from 15 exons. NCBI's taxonomy places the organism in Eukaryota, Metazoa, Nematomorpha, Gordioida, Chordodea, Parachordodidae. Gene Ontology annotation, cellular component: RZZ complex. Gene Ontology annotation, biological process: mitotic spindle assembly checkpoint signaling; endoplasmic reticulum to Golgi vesicle-mediated transport.
AUUUAUUUAUUUUCGACAAGGAUAACGUGCUAGAUAAGAUAAGAUAUGGAAAAUUUAGAAUUCAAUGGACAAAAUUUAGAAAAAUAUGUGGAAAUAUAUUUGUCUAAGUUCCAUGAUUCCGAAAAUGAAUUAGAUAUUCAAAGAAAUAAAAUCGAUAAUUUUAAAAAUAUUCUACAUGAAUCAUUAGUCUUAAGGUCUGCUGUUGAUAAAUUAAAUACUCAAAUCAAGUUGGUAGAUACAAAAUUAUCUGCAACUCAUGAUCUUAAGAAACAGAUUGAUAAAAACCAGAAAGAAUUGCAACUUCAACAAAUACAAUUAAACAGAAUAUGCAAUGAAUUAGACCAGCUUAGUUUCCUUAUACAUUUUAGUAAAUUAGUUAGUUCGAUUCAAAAUGGUAUCACACAAUUGCUAGAAAAUGGGAAAUUGGUAAAUAGCUCAUUAAUAACAGGGCUGAUAGACCUAUUUAAAAAUUUGAAAGAACUUAAAAUAAAACUUGUUAGCUAUAAGGGUAAUCAAUAUUUUGAUGAAGAUAUAUAUCAACAGUUAAGAGAUAAAAUAUAUCAGCUUUUACAUUCAUUGAACAAAAUAUUAGUUGAUGUAUGGAAUGAAAAUAUCACCAUUAAAGAACAUAAAACAAUUCAGGAUCAAUUAGAGAUUGUUAUUUUACAAUUGCCACCAUUCUGUUUAUGCGGAGAUGUUUGGAUCAAACCAUGUACCUUUUUAUUAGAUUGCCUUCACCAAAUCUACCUCUUAUUAAAUUUAGAAGAAACAGUUAACGACGUCGAUAAUUGUUUGAACCGCGAAGAGCCUUUGCGAUCUUUUUACAAGAAGUUGUGGAAAUUCUUGUACGAACCCUUGCUUAAAUUUUACGCCGAUCGCCUCGAUAGGUGCAAGCAUGGGGACAUUACCUUUUCCGAGAUAUCCAUUUCGGCCGCCGUCAAUUCUACGAGUCUCGACCAGAAUAUCCAGAAAAAAACGUUAGAACUUCGUUUCCACGAGGAAUCUUCUGAAUCCUGCGAUGGCGAUAAAGAAACCCCGCCUAAAUACUCUUUCAAUAACCUCUGUAACGAUAUGUGCGACCAUUUGAACCGGAUAGAAAUUUUCUUAACUUUCAACUUCGAUUUGGACGCAUCCAAAACCGAUAAAAUAUUCGGGUUGAAUCAGCUGAUCGGUGCCGAGAGGCCGAAAACGUGUUUGGAAUACGGCGGUAUUUACGGUCAACUUAACCGAGCGAUUUCUGAAAAGAUUUUCGAGCCCAAUAUCCCGGAAAAUAUUGAGGGAUACACGGAUUUCCGCGAGGGUUUGUCGUACCUUGUUCGAAAUUUGCGCGGCGUCGCAUUGACAGCUGAUCUGGAGGGCGUCGGCGAUAUAUCUAAAAUUUAUUUCUCAAAAUUUUUGCGAAAUUUUUCUGCCGCUAUAUUGGCAAAAGCUCGAAUUAUAAUAUCGAAAUCCGGGGACUGUGCCACCUACCUGAAAACGAUAUCCUCUAAAGAUAUAAGUAUAGCAAAUGAUACGAGUGUGACGAUUGACGCUGUCGGUCAAAACUAUUCUAAAACUGAUCUCGAAACCCCGAAAAGUAUCGCGGAAUCCUUGGAAAAAUUCCAAACACUUUUCCAGGAAUUAAACGUAGAAAAAUAUUUGGGAUGUGACUCCCUGGAUUUUCCCGAAUGCCAAAUCAGCGAAAUAAUGAAAGAAUUACUCGCUGAGAUCCGCCAGGUAUCCUUUUUAGGGCACGAUGAAUCCAUAAUUCGAGCGUUCGACGAAGACGAAGAUUCGGAUGUGAAGAGUUUCCCGCAAUUUUGUUCCACCGUCGACAAAACUAUUCGUGAUAUCGUUGAAUUAUUUAUAAAUCUUACGCCAGCCAUCAAUUCGAACCCUCAGAUUUCCCAAAUCCCUUUGUAUUCCAUUGUCUACAUGAACGACUGCUUAUUCCUGGCGCAUCAGUUGAUUCGGUUAGACGCCCAUACCCGGAAUCUUCGAGCAGGGUUAGUUAAGGUAAAUAAUAUACCCGAUAAAAAUAGGUCUGAAGAUGAUCUCCACGAUAUCGAGCCCUUGUUACAUGCCUACGCUUACGAGCUCAUGGCAAAGGGGGUAGGUACCUUCAAGGUCCAGCUAUUUGCGAAUCAAUUCAAGAUUAUCAAAGAUUUCGUAGUUGAAUAUUUUGACGGCUUGAAUACGGAUAAGAAUCUCGAUGCAAUACCCUCCGACAAACCGCUCAAAAAAUGUUGCCUGCAUUUGAAGAAUCUUAAAAAACUUUUCGCGGGUCACUUACCACGUGGAAUAUGGCAAAAAUCUUUGGGUUCGUUAUUGGAUCACGAAUUGAAUACCAUCAUGGCGAAAGUUUUAGAAAUGGACGAUAUCAGUGUGAAAUGUAGCGAAUCCAUGUUAAACCAUUUCGGGGUUUGUGUAAUCGAUGAUGCGAUUUCGCUCUUCGACUCUACCGCAGAUUUUGCUUAUAAAGAUAGCCCAUUAUCAGAGAAUUCCUUCUCGAACCCCCAGAUUUACAGUCGUUCUUUAGCCAAAUUCAAAGGACUUUUGCAAAUUUUGGAGAAACCCAUGUCAGAAAUAGCUGAGAGUUGGCUUAGACGCGAAACACCCGAUUCGAUUGCGAAAUUUACGAACGGUAUCCCGUUAUUCACUGCCAUCGAAUUAAGGCGUUUAAUCCGAGCGUUAUUUCAAAAUACCGAACAUAGGAAGAGUAUAUUGGGAAAAAUUAAAUAAACUAUUUAUUACCUUAUAUUG